Molecule: messenger RNA, 462 nt
Organism: Sinocyclocheilus rhinocerous
Lineage: Eukaryota; Metazoa; Chordata; Actinopteri; Cypriniformes; Cyprinidae
Product: PH and SEC7 domain-containing protein 3-like
Exons: 3
Coding region: 58-462 (134 amino acids)
Source: RefSeq, a predicted model, not a curated record
CUUUAAUGAGAUUUUUACUUCUAGAACCCGUCUGUUGCAGUCUGGCUCUUCUUUUAGAUGUUUUCUAUCAUUAUUAACAUGGAUUUGAUUUAUUCGUGUAGGAAUGCUGAACAAAUGCAGUCUUGGAUCACACGCAUCAACACAGUGGCAGCCAUGUUUUCAGCCCCGCCCCUCCCUGCUGCCAUUGGCUCACAGAAGAAAUUCAGUCGGCCGCUGCUGCCAGGCUCCGCCUCCAAGCUGUCACAGGAGGAGCAGGUACAGGCUCAUGAAGCUCGAUUUCGCUCCAUCUCCACUGAGCUCGUACAACUGCGCUCUUAUCCACCUGACAGGAAGGUGAAAGGUCGUGAACUUGAGGAGUACCGAUUGAGGGAGGAAUAUCUAGAGUUUGAGGAGCGCUCUUUCAUCCGUCAGAACGGGAACAUUCCCAAACACAGAGCUUCGCUGAGCCUGGAGACCGACUGA